ACAUUACUAUUUUCAGGCACAAGCAUAGCACCUCCUGACGGGUUUUUGAUAAGUGAAUGGUGAAGAGGGCGACUGACGACGACGACGAGGCCGACGUUACGCGAAACGGACCCGUUUUUUUUCUAAAUAAUCCUCGAGUGAAAUCCUCGUUCGUGACGAGGUCAGUGUUCCCUUCGUGCCGGUAGAUUUUUUGAUCCCCCGCCUCUCGACAAAGACGGUGUUAACAGCGAGAGACUGGUGACCCGCUAUGGUGCGCGUCUCAACUCCCUAAAAGUGUCGUUCCUUGUAUAUUAUUCUCGAAAAAGAAAAAUUCUCCUCACACCAGAUUAAAAUAGGGUUAAAGAGAAAAUAAUGAAUCGACCCUUUCAACAAACGCAGUUAUCGCGAUCCACGAAUGUGUGCAUGAAGAAAAAAAGGAACCACGGAAACGAAGAGGAAGAAUUAUAAUUCAGUGUGUGUGGUGUGAAGUGCUCGGCAGAAAAGUGUGGUUCGAUGGUGCUCGUGGUGGUGUCGGUGGUGACGGCGACGACGUGAAUCAAAAACUCUCGUCUCUCUUAUUUUCCUUCGUGUGUGUAUUUUCACGGGGAUUUCGCGACGGGGGAAAGUAAAAAAAAAUAUAUUUAAACCCCCGGCAUUUUUACUGUGAAACCCGGUGUUGAAAAUAAUUGUCCAAUCAACUCCCCCACCGCCCCCUCCCUCAGGAAGUCCAGCCAGCAAAAAUUUGUCCGUCGACAAAAAAAAAGAGAGAAGAAGCGUGUCUCGAUUUUUCACUUCCAUUUGGAAUUAAUUUGUAAAAGAAAAUUUUAUUACAUAAUAGUUGCGAAUUCCCGGUGAUGAAAUAACUUGUCUACCUCGUGUGUUUGCUUGGCGAGAGAAAAGUCGGUGGUGGGCGAAUUGGACACCAGCGACACACACAAAGAUUGAUUGGCUUCCUGGACGGGGAAUUUUCAUCUUGUCGGCGGACUUUACUUUACCUCACUCACGGGAGAUAUUUUUCCAAACUUUUUUAUUGUUUGGUAAUUUUUAAUGCUUUUUUAGUUAGUGGAAAAUUCGACGCAUACAUUUAGAAAAAAGGCGUCGCGACGUAUAUGACGGGGCGUGCGUGCGUGCGUGUAUGACAACGCCUUUCUUCGGAGCCUCGAAUUUUGGGACGGAUUUAGCCCGACGGCGAGGAGGUCGUCUGCAAUGGUGGUGGUGAUCUGACCCGGCUUUUCAAAAGACCUUUUCGUCGAACCACGAGGUUGUGUGUUGUUCGAUUGAGAAUCGUGUCUCGCUUAAAGUGGUUGGAAUAAAGUGAGGUUAAGGUGUCGACACAAGGGGGGCCUUAAGAAAAAAAAGUGUUAUUUUUUUUCUAGUGAAUUUUCCACAAACGAAGAAGUGUAUUUCUUGUCAAGAGAGAGAGAGAAAGAUUUUUUUUGUUUUCGCACAAUUUUUCUUCUUUUCUCGCGAAGUGUGUGUAAAUUUUCAUCCAAAGGAAUGCGGUUGAUGACAAGAGGAUUGUCGGGAGUUUAAGGGAGUGGAAUAAAGUGUGGUAGGAAAAAGGAGGAAAACAGGGAAAAAAGGAAAUAAGCUGGAGCAAGAAGGAUUGGGAAGGAGAUUGUCCGGGAGUGGUGCUACCCCUGAGACGAGCAGAAUGUCCGGGACUUUUGUGGAUCGAAUAGAUCCAUUCGCGAAGAGGUCGUUGAAGAAGAAGUCGAAAAGGUCACAAGGAUCAUCCCGGUACAGAAAUUCUCAAGAGGUGGAACUUCAGCAACUUCCUCAGCUUAAAGAUGUUACGCCGUCGGAGCAGGAGGAUUUAUUCAUUAGGAAAUUAAAACAAUGCUGUGUGACUUUUGACUUUAUGGACCCAGUCGCAGAUCUCAAGGACAAGGAAAUUAAACGUGCGACUCUCAAUGAACUCGUCGAGUACGUGACAGCAGGUCGAGGAGUCCUCACUGAGCCUGUUUACCCCGAAAUCAUUAGAAUGAUCUCGGCGAACCUUUUUCGAACACUACCACCUAGUGAAAAUCCAGAUUUUGAUCCUGAGGAGGAUGACCCGACGAUGGAGGCGAGUUGGCCCCAUCUUCAAUUAGUGUACGAGUUUUUUCUUCGAUUUCUCGAGUCUUCAGAUUUUCAGCCUACCUAUGGAAAAAAAGUUAUCGACCAAAAAUUUGUUUUACAGUUGUUGGAUCUUUUCGAUUCGGAGGAUCCUAGAGAAAGAGAUUUUUUAAAGACAGUUUUACAUCGUAUUUACGGAAAGUUCCUUGGCCUUCGAGCCUUUAUACGCAAACAGAUAAAUAAUAUCUUUCUCAGGUUUGUGUACGAAACGGAACACUUUAAUGGAGUGGGCGAACUUCUAGAAAUUCUGGGUAGCAUUAUCAACGGAUUCGCUCUCCCGUUGAAAGUCGAACACAAACAAUUCUUAGUUAAGGUGCUCUUACCUCUACACAAGGUGAAGUGUUUAUCGCUUUAUCAUGCGCAGCUGGCGUAUUGCGUGGUGCAAUUUCUGGAAAAAGACGCAACGCUGACGGAGCCAGUGAUUCGAGGUCUUCUGAAAUUCUGGCCUAAGACAUGCAGCCAGAAAGAAGUCAUGUUCUUGGGAGAAAUUGAGGAGAUACUCGAUGUCAUAGAACCUAGCCAAUUUGCUACAAUACAGGAGCCUCUUUUUAGGCAAAUUGCACGCUGCGUAUCGUCACCUCAUUUUCAGGUUGCUGAGAGAGCAUUGUACUUGUGGAAUAACGAGUACAUUAUGUCGCUAAUCGAGGAAAAUAAUCUCGUAAUAAUGGGAAUUAUGUUCCCGGCAUUGUACAGAAUUAGUAAAGAGCAUUGGAACCAAACGAUCGUGGCCCUCGUUUACAAUGUUCUCAAAACAUUCAUGGAAAUGAACAGCAAACUGUUUGACGAACUUACUGCCACCUACAAAUCCGAGAGGCAAAAAGAAAAGAAGAGAGAAAAGGAGAGAGAUGAACUUUGGAAAAGAUUAAAUGAAUUGGAACUUGAGCGGCGCGGUGCAAUAAUGGCGGCUCCAAAUAAUUCUGUUCCUGUUACAUCUGCACCUGCAACACGAGCCCGACCCUGAGCUAGCGAGAAAUCACAAUCAUGUCACCCAGUCGUUAGAUCUUAGUUUACGUCGAGGAAAAAAAUUGUCGUUGUUAGAAGAGAAACCAGAAUCAUCUCACGGUGGAUUGUCUUGACGUAAUAAAAAUUCCUUAGUUGGUCUCGUCCUCGUCACACUGGACAAAAGCAAUCUGAUCAACUCUAUGGAGCGAGAAACUGAAAGAAUGAGCGAGAGAAAGAGAAAAAGAGAGAAAGAAAGAGUGAAAGAGAGCUUAGAGAGAGAAGAGAAAAAAAAUAGAGUGUCUGAGUGCGUGAGUGAGGAAACGAGGAAAUUAAAAAGAACGUGCGCGAAAAAAAAGAAAAAUCGCGAAAAGUAACAAAAAAAGACCAAGGAACUAUUUAAAAUAAAAUAAUUUAAAAAAAAGGAACAGAAAAAAUAAAACCAAAGUGAAAAAUCAGACCUGGAUUUUACUCCUCAAAAAAAAAAAAAAAAAAAUUGCCGCGAUUUUUGAUUUUUCAUAUUAUAGAGAUUUAUAUAUGAAGACCGAAUUUUUUAUUCUCUUUCUUUGACGUCAAAAUUCAAGUUGCAUGGUGUACUUUAGUGUCAGCACGAGAAUGAAAACUUUUUUUUUUAAUUAAGAUUUGCCGUUCUUCAGGCGAAGAAAAGAGUCAAAAUUUUUUCCCCCUGACAAGAAAACUUUUUUCGCCUUCAACGAGCGGCGUUUGUUUGAAAUGUACCAUAUAUUCAUAUUAUUAUUAUUAUAAUUAUUAUUAUUAUUAUUAACGAUAAUGGUAAAUAUAACAAACAAAAAAAAAACAUAAUAAAUAUUAGGUAAAUAAAAAAAUACGUCAUAUUUAUGUAUAUUUAUAUGUAGGAAAAAGUAUAAAUAUAAAUAAAUGUGAAUAUACAGGACGUUCUUCUUGAUUUCUCGUGGAUUUUUUUUUAUAAUUUUUUUUUAAUUUUCGAUUCCCCCCCCUCGAGAAAUCGGUAGUGACGAACUGUGUACUAUAUAAAUAUAUAUAUUUGAAUAUAUUUAUAUAUAUUAAAUAUAGUAUGCAAAAAUAUAUUAGUAAUUCAGAGGAAGAAAAUAUUGGAAAGAAGACGAGGAGUUAUAAUUAGCGCGCGACGUAAAGAAAAAAAAAAAAAAAAGAAAAAUUCUUAAUAAAAAGCGACAAGUUUUAUUAUUAUUGGAACUUAUA
Leptopilina heterotoma is the source of this 4236-nucleotide messenger RNA. It is a transcript of the gene wdb, whose product is annotated as serine/threonine-protein phosphatase 2A 56 kDa regulatory subunit epsilon isoform. Gene Ontology annotation, molecular function: protein phosphatase activator activity. The record is from RefSeq and is a predicted model, not a curated record. Gene Ontology annotation, biological process: signal transduction; protein dephosphorylation. NCBI's taxonomy places the organism in Eukaryota, Metazoa, Arthropoda, Insecta, Hymenoptera, Figitidae. Gene Ontology annotation, cellular component: nucleus; protein phosphatase type 2A complex; cytosol. The transcript has 9 exons. The coding region runs from base 1634 to 3058 and encodes 474 amino acids.